This is a messenger RNA of Megalobrama amblycephala (Wuchang bream), 1090 nucleotides long. RefSeq lists its product as uncharacterized. The record is from RefSeq and is a predicted model, not a curated record. NCBI's taxonomy places the organism in Eukaryota, Metazoa, Chordata, Actinopteri, Cypriniformes, Xenocyprididae. The transcript has 3 exons. The coding region runs from base 204 to 428 and encodes 74 amino acids.
UUACACAUGAAGAAAUCUCACAUGCACUCACACGUGUGUUUCCAUGUCCACACUCACACACACACAUUCAUAAAUCAAGUGUGUGCUCCCCGCAGCAUGUAACGAAGCGCCUCUUGCUUUGGGCUGCUGCUGAUGCAAGUGCGUGAUGCUCAUGUGACGUCACGGGCCACGAACGGGGCUCUGUUUCACUGAGAGCAGCCUGAAUGAGCGAGUGUACGCGCUCACGGCACACGAGCACACGCAGAGCCACGGCCAUGGCGCACAGACUCAGCAUGAUGUAUGUAAAUGCUUUGCACCAGUACUGCUGUCCUGCGCCGUGUCGCUCUAAGCAGCUAGCUGUACCUGCUCCUCUCUCUGAGUGCAGGAAUGAGAAUGUGCUGCAUCAGUUCUGUUGUCCUCCAUCUGGAAGCAGCAGUCCUUCAAGAUAGCAGGAAUAAUAUCUCCAGCCCAGCCAAGGAUCUGUCCUCUCUCACAAAGCGUUCUUCUAAUAGAGCUACAUGCAUUCAUCCAUCCAUCUAUUCAUCUCCUGAGGGAACAGUGUGUUCCUCUGGGGAAUAAACAUCAUUGUGUGUGCUGUUGCAUUCACACGUAGGACAGAUGGAAAUCUAUCUGCAGUAGUUCAUUUAAAAGUUCAGUCCAUAAACGCUGGAAGAACACAACCGUAGUGCUAGAACUGAAAUCAUGCAGUCGAGUGUUUAACCACAAACGUGUACCUCUAAUACAAAGAUACAGAGUGUAUUUUGGACGGUGUGGAAGAAUGAAAGAGCAGAUUCUCAGAGUGAUGCAUGACAUGAAAAAGCAAUAUCUAUUUAAACAUCAAUUAAUGUAUCACAACUGUAUUUGCUUUGCCUGAUAUCAUAGCUUAUGGUCUUGAAUAUGUAACCAUUCAAAUUAAAAGCUUAAUUUUUGACCCUCUUGUAUAUGAUUUUUUUUUAACAUCUGUUAAAUUGUUUUUCUUUUUCUUGUGCAUUGUUUUCUAGUUAUUCUUGAGCGAUUGAUAAGGACUGUGUUCAUACUGCUCAGUAUGUUCUGUAUACUUCUUACUGUGUUUUUAGUGAAAGCUUGUAACAAUAAAAACAGGAGUAUGCUA